This is a messenger RNA of Funneliformis geosporum, 2307 nucleotides long. Lineage: Eukaryota; Fungi; Glomeromycota; Glomeromycetes; Glomerales; Glomeraceae. The record is from the annotation of a GenBank genome assembly.
AUGGCUGACAAUGAAGGAAGAACUUGCGUUUAUGGCUUGAGACACCAAGCGAGGUGUUUGACAGCUGUUGUUGCAGAUUCAGAUCAUAAUAAAUUUUUAGUUGGUUCUCAAAGUUUACGACGUCAAAAUGAGAUUCAUCUACUUGAUUUUCGUGAAGAUGAGUUUGAGAUAACUAGUAGCGUGUUUCAGCAUUAUGAAGAGAUUUGGGACAUUGCCUCUUUCGAUUCAAAUGUAAUACAGUCUAAGGCUAGCUUAUGGAGAAUGAGCAAUAUAGAAGCAAUAUCUGAAGAUUCAGAAACAAAUCCACAGAGUCAACAUGCGCCAGUAGCACCAAGUUCACCUUUAGAGACCAUCUUUGAAGUAGAUGGUGAUGCGACAGUUAAAAAAAUUCUAUGGGAACCAAAGAAAGUUCUUGCGAAAUUCGCGUCCAUUCAUGAUCAUGCCUUGAAUGUAUGGGCAUUAAGUGAUCAGUUUACAACAGCGAAGUUGUUAAAUACUUUUGAAUUCUCUUCAUCUACUGGGCCUUUGACAACAGGAGCAUGGAAUCCACAUCAACCAGAAAUUGCUAUUGGGAAGGAACGUUCUAUAUCUGGCUGGGAUGUUAAAUCACAAAGUCAGACAUUUAAUAUCGAUGGGGCACAUUCAAUACUUGUACGCGCUUUGGAUUUCAAUCCAAACAUACCAAAUCAAAUUGCUUCUGCUGGUGAUGACUGUAAAGUAAGAUUCUGGGAUAUUAGGAAUACUACCGAAAGCAUCAAAGAAAUAUCCGAUCAUACUCAUUGGAUUUGGGCCAUAGAAUAUAACAGAUUUCAUGAUCAACUUUUUUUAAGUUCUGGUUCUGAUUGUCAAGUCAAUCUUCAAAGUAUCGUUUCCAUUUCUUCAGCAAUGUUUCAAUAUAAUGAAUAUGACGAUAAUAAAUCCGAAGAUGAAUAUCAAGAAAUAAUAAGCAGUAGGCCAACCGACGGUUUGGUGAGAACUUAUGAUCAACAUGAAGACAGCGUAUAUUCAGUUGCAUGGAGUGCUCAUGAUCCUUGGAUAUUUUGUUCUUUAUCUUAUGAUGGAAGGGCUGUCAUUAAUAGAUCGAUCAUCAAUAGCGUUAUCCGAAAGAAACUUCAAGGAUAUGUCGGUUUUGCUAACCUUCCCAACCAAGUACAUCGUAAAUCCGUGAAGAAAGGAUUUCACUUCACGGUGAUGAUUGUUGGUGAAUCCGGUCUAGGUAAAUCAACACUCGUCAAUACUUUAUUCGGUACCACUCUCUAUCCAAACAAAGGUGAAGCUGACCCAUCAGAUGAAACACCAAAGACAGUAGAAAUCCAAUCUCUCAGCGCAGAUAUUGAAGAAAAUGGUGUUAAAUUAAGGCUUACGGUUGUUGAUACUCCCGGAUUUGGUGAUUUUGUAAACAACGAAGAAAGCUGGAAACCAAUUCUCGAAAAUAUCGAAGCUCGAUUUGACGCAUAUCUUGAACAAGAGAAUCGCGUAAAUCGUCGUAAGAUGCUUGACAAUCGCGUUCAUGCUUGCAUUUAUUUCAUUGCCCCUACAGGGCAUUCACUUAAGCCCUUGGAUGUAGAAUUCAUGCGACGGUUACACACCAAAGUCAACCUUAUCCCUGUAAUCGCUAAAUCGGACACGUUAACUGAAGACGAAAUCAAACAAUUCAAGCAACGUAUCCUAGAUGAUAUUGCUUAUCAUAAAAUUCAAAUUUAUCAAGCUCCACAAUAUGAAUAUGAUGAUCAAGAAACGGUAGCAGAAAACCGUGAAAUAAUAAGCAAAAUUCCCUUUGCAAUUGUCGGUAGUGAUAAGGAAGUUGAACUUUCUGAUGGUCGUCGCGUUCGUGGACGUAAAUACCCAUGGGGUGUAAUUGAAGUGGACAAUGAAGAGCACAACGAUUUUGUCAAGCUUCGACAAAUGCUCAUUCGAACUCAUAUGGAAGAGCUCAAAGAAUACACCAAUGAUGUGCUAUAUGAGAACUAUCGUUCCGAAAAACUUGUUACUAUGGGGGUACAGCAAGACCAAACUGUCUUCAAGGAAGUAAACCCACUCGCCAAGAUGGAAGAAGAACGUCAACUUCACGAAGCCAAAUUACAAAAGAUGGAAGCUGAGAUGAAAAUGGUGUUCCAACAAAAAGUCCAGGAGAAGGAGGCUAAAUUGAAACAAUCCGAAGAAGAAUUAUAUGCUCGCCAUAAAGAAAUGAAGGAUGCUUUGGAAAAACAACGACUAGAAUUAGAAGAAAAGAAAAGGCGAUUAGAAUCUGGUAGACCGAUUACCCCUGAAAAAGCAAAAAAGAAAGGGUUUUCGUUUAACAAAUAG